GUGCUUGUGCAUAGCUGCUGUUUGCACACAAGACCAUGAGCGAUGAUUCGUCCCAAGGUGUUGCCCCUGACCACGACAACUGGCCCCGCGUCCGUGUCCAUCCCAACAACCAGGACGCGCGUGCAUCUACCCAGCUCCAGUCCUUUAGCUCAUCACCCUCAGCGGCCUGUUCAAAGAGCCUUCCUGGGUCGGGGGACGCGACAUCGCAAGCUUCAGGCGCCUCAAGCCCUGCCGGAGGACAGCACGGUGGUCGGCACGGAAUGGCUCCGGCGAAACCUUGAGGAAGACAUCCGCAUCUUUGAUGCACGCGGAAACGCCGGCGCCCACCUCUGGCCUGCAGCUGCUGGCGCUGCCGCUGCUGGUGCCGCUGCUGCUGCUGGUGCCGGGGCCGCGGGGUCCCAGGCGGGCGGGGCCCUGGCGGCGGACUAUGACAGCUACCUGGAGGGACACGUGCCGGGAGCCGUGUUUGUGAACUGGACGCGCGACGGCGCCUGCUACACAGCCAUGGCGGCUGCAGGCGAGGAGCAGGGGGAAGAGGAGGAGGGGAAAGAGGAGGCCUCGUCAAGCGGCCAUCAGACAUCGGGAGGGUGGCGGCGGCGGCUGCCGCGGCCGCAGGGCUGCGGCGGCGGGUGGCGGGUGCUGGCGGCGCAGUCGGACCCGGACAUGUACGUGCCGUGCUUCGAGGCGCGAGGGCUGUCAGCAGAGCAGCCAGUCGUGGUGUACGACGACGGCGGCAGCAUGACGGCGGCACGUGUGUGGUGGAGCCUGCUUCUGUACGGACACCCGCGGCCGUACAUUCUGGCGGGCGGCUGGGACGCGUGGCGGGCGGGCGGCGGCGGGUCGGAGCUGUACGAGCCGUGUCCCCUCAAGCUCUCCACCACAUUUGAGGCGGAGCCGCAGCCCCAGUACCGGGCGAGUGUGGAAGAAUUCGUGGCGGCAGCGGAGCGGGGAAUAGCAGCAGCAGUAGCCGCAGGCCCCGGGGCCGUUGCUGUCCUGCUACUGCCAGAGGGCGUGCGUCAAGCGGACGCUGGGCCGCUGCCAGCGGGGCUCCGGACCGUGGCCCUGUCAGAGCUCCUGCCGUCGGCGGGCUCUACUGUGGCGGGAGGGUUAGGAGAUGCGGGUGCCCGGCUGCUGGAGGGGGCGGCAGCAGUGGCGACGGCAACGGAGGGACAAAGGCGCGAGCGGCAGCGCGUGCUCAGGGCAAGGUUGGGCAGCGUGUUGGGGGUGACGGGGCUAGGCGAAGACAGCGGAGUGCGGCUGCUUCUGGCGUCGCCCCACGACGCAUCUUUGAGCGCGUGCGUUGUGGCAGCGGCGCUGCGGGCAGCAGGCCACAGCGAAUGGGCAGUGUGCGAUUCUUUGUAGCACCUCUUUCAGGUCGCCUUGGUGGAUGGAAAGAACCUUAAGGCCAUCGAAGGGUCGCCAUCCGUGCUGUAAUGGGCCGCAUGCCUAGGCUACCAAGGAUGUUUGGGAAGUGUUGUGGAAGGGGGCUUGACUUCGGGCGGCCUAGACGCGCCCGCUUCCGAAUCGUGUACGGCAACUGUCCUAGUUGGCGCCCAAUCUGCUCUUUCCCGACGCAAUAUCCGCAACCUGGGGCCGCCCGCGCUCCCGCCCGCAUUUAA
Molecule: messenger RNA, 1619 nt
Organism: Chlamydomonas reinhardtii
Lineage: Eukaryota; Viridiplantae; Chlorophyta; Chlorophyceae; Chlamydomonadales; Chlamydomonadaceae
Exons: 5
Coding region: 43-1362 (439 amino acids)
Biological process (GO): transsulfuration
Cellular component (GO): mitochondrion
Molecular function (GO): thiosulfate-cyanide sulfurtransferase activity
Source: RefSeq, a predicted model, not a curated record